CAGUGUUCAAGUAACCGUCAAUACGUUCAGUCGGAUUUGUUUAAAUUUUUUUUUUUUCUCUCUCAGUGAUCGCGAUCUAUAAGAAUUGCAAUUGAGAAGAUUACAGGAGCUAAUCUUUUGUUGAAAUUGCAUCGAUACCGAAAGAAAACUGGAUUACUAAAAGGCAAAAGACAAUCACAACAAUGACACAGCACACGCUUAUCGCAAUUUUUCUACUGUCCUUGAUCACAUUGUCGCUGAGCCAAUGUUUGACAGACAACGAUAGCAUACAACCGUUCAAUAAAGAUGCCCGAAGUAAACUAUACUUAGGCGAACAGACAUUCACAUUAAACAUGCUCAAAGCGCUGCAAAGCACAUCGCCCAGCGAAAAUAUUUUCUUCUCACCAUACAGUACGUUCCAUGCACUGUUGUUGACCUAUUUCGGUGCCAAGGGCACCACAGAAACGGAACUGAAAAAUGUAUUGAAUCUGAACUGGACCAAUAGCAAAUUUGAUGUGAUGCAAGCGUACCGGUUGGAAGAAUCGCUGAGACAGCGUAGAGCCGCCAAUUCGUCGGUGAUUUUCCGAACAGCUGAUAAAGUAUUUGUGGCUAAAGAGGCUGGUUUCAAGGAAUGCAUGAAGGAUCUCUUUCACGAGGAAUUUGAAAGUUUGGAUUUUCAAAAGGAUGCAGAGAACAGUCGCGUCUACAUAAAUAAAUUUGUGGAAAAUGUGACAGACAACAACAUCAAAGACAUUCUUAUACCUGGCACAAUUACACAAGCCACCGAUUUGGUUGUGGCUAAUGCCGCUUAUUUCAAGGGGCAAUGGGCAUCGAAAUUCAAUGCGGACGAAACGUUCAAAGGCAUUUUCUAUUCGACUCCGGAAAAAUAUAACUUCGUCGACAUGAUGUACAAAAAGGGGGUGUUCAACCAUGCGGUCAACGAACGAUUGGGCUGCCAUGUGCUAGAACUUCCUUAUCUCGGCGAGGAUAACGGAAUUUCCAUGAUGAUCUUUUUGCCGCCAUUUGUGCCGAAUGGCUUGGAAAAUGUCCUUACACGCCUAACACCACAAGCUUUAGAGGAAGCUCUUGACGAGGGCGUGUCACGAGAAGUUGAGCUGCAGUUGCCCAGAUUCAGUUUCGAAAAGACCUAUCAAAUGGUGCCGGUACUCAGUGACAUGGGCAUCAAAAAUCUGUUCGAUUCAACCGCCAAUUUGACUGGCUUCAGCGACAAGGCCAAUCUACAUCUGGACGAUGCAGUACAUAAAGCCAAGAUCGAAGUGAACGAAGAAGGAUCGACAGCUGCAGCGGCCACAGUUCUGUUCACUUUCCGUUCGUCCAGACCAUUGGAUCCGGCUCAGUUUUUCUGCGAUCAUCCGUUCAUGUUCCUCAUUUACGAUCAGAAGUCCAGAGCCAUUCUGUUCGCUGGCGUUUACCGAGGACCCGAACAGUAAACGGGAUUCCGGCCGCAGACUUUAUGCUUAUUAGACAUUAUAUGUGCUUGGAGUGGAGUGAAUCAUUCGCAAAUUUAAUUUAUUUAUUUAUCCAUCGGUUGAGAUGCAGACACAAUAUGUGAACCAAAAUUUUGAGAAAUUAUUUUGAACUGUAAAGAGAGACCAGCGCGGGCGUAUUCAGUGUAAUUUUGUUCAACGACCCUUAAAUCAAUGCGGUUCGUAUACCAAACAUAUAUCUAAUCAACUUUGUAAGCUUUAAACCCUAAAAACACUGCAGUGUGUGGAAUAAAAAUUUUAUUUCGAGCGACG
Molecule: messenger RNA, 1739 nt
Organism: Bradysia coprophila
Lineage: Eukaryota; Metazoa; Arthropoda; Insecta; Diptera; Sciaridae
Product: serine protease inhibitor 88Ea-like
Molecular function (GO): serine-type endopeptidase inhibitor activity
Source: RefSeq, a predicted model, not a curated record